Messenger RNA from Amyelois transitella, 1008 nucleotides. Its product is annotated as 15-hydroxyprostaglandin dehydrogenase [NAD(+)]. The transcript has 5 exons. Gene Ontology annotation, molecular function: oxidoreductase activity, acting on the CH-OH group of donors, NAD or NADP as acceptor. Lineage: Eukaryota; Metazoa; Arthropoda; Insecta; Lepidoptera; Pyralidae. The record is from RefSeq and is a predicted model, not a curated record. Gene Ontology annotation, cellular component: cytoplasm. The coding region runs from base 159 to 971 and encodes 270 amino acids.
AUAAGUACAUUUUUUAUCAAUUUUGUGAGGGAUUUACUCUUGUAAAAACUUCACAAGCCCGCCUGUCUUUCCUUAAAUCCGGCCCUGCGUUCCGUAAUACACGUAUCUUUAAUUGUUUCAUUGCAAAUUAGUAUUUCAUUGAAGUUGGUAGUGCAGCGAUGUAUCAAGUGAAGGAUAAAGUCGUUCUCAUCACUGGAGGAGCUGCUGGUAUUGGCAGGGAGCUCGUCAGGGCUUUUCUUACUGAAGGGGCUAAGCAUAUAGCAGUGUUAGAUUUGGACAUCAAUAAUGGGCGAGAUUUAGAGGAAGAGUUAACCUCAAAACAUGGGCCUAGUAAAAUUAAAUUCUACAAGUGUGACGUCACUAGUGAAGAUCUUAACAAAUGCUAUGAUAGUGUUGUGAGAGAUGUGGAUUAUAUUGAUGUAGUUAUCAACUGCGCUGGUAUACUUAAUGAUAGUCCAAAGGUUUAUUUGAAGGCGAUAGCGGUAAAUGUGACAGCCUUAAUAUCAAGUUCGAUGAAGGCAUAUGGCCUGAUGCGUAAGGAUAAAGGCGGUAGAGGAGGCACAAUCAUCAAUAUUUCUUCAAUAAUGGGCCUCCUACAAUCCGGAUUCUUGCCUAUAUAUUCGGCCACUAAAACUGCUGUUCUGCAAUUCAGCAAUGGACUUGGGAUGGACAUAAACUACAGCCGCUCUGACGUUCGAGUUGUGACAGUAUGCUUUGGAUGCACAUACACUAGUUUGCUAGAACGAGGCAAGAUGGCGGGCGUAGACGAAGAUGUGGACGAUGACAUGUUUACCGCCUUGGAGCGGUUGCCUCACCAGACAGUUGAAUCAGCUGCGCGUGGUUUCAUGGAGGCUUUCAAAAUGGCCUCCAGUGGAAGUACAUGGUUGGUGACUUCAAACAAACCAGCGAAGGAUAUCACAUCUGAUGUCAAAGAAGGCUUUAACAUAACAAGCAGAUCAAUAUUUCAGUGAAAUUAAAAAAAAAAAACAAUAUAAUAUUAUGUUACCA